Molecule: messenger RNA, 1773 nt
Organism: Pygoscelis adeliae (Adelie penguin)
Lineage: Eukaryota; Metazoa; Chordata; Aves; Sphenisciformes; Spheniscidae
Product: trafficking protein particle complex subunit 9
Exons: 10
Cellular component (GO): trans-Golgi network
Source: RefSeq, a predicted model, not a curated record
GCAAAAUGAGUGUUCCUGACUACAUGCAGUGUGCUGAGGAUCAUCAGACUCUCCUGGUUGUGGUUCAGCCGAUUGGCAUUGUACCCGAAGAGAGCUUUUUCAGGAUCUACAAGCGAAUUUCAGCAGUGAGUCAAGUUAACGUGCGUGACUCUCAGCGUGUGUUGUAUAUCCGUUAUAGGCACCAUUAUCCCCCAGAGAACAAUGAAUGGGGGGAUUUUCAGACACACCGCAAAGUUGUGGGGCUGAUAACUAUUACGGACUGUUCUUCUGCGAAGGACUGGCCUCAGACUUUUGAAAAAUUCCAUCUUCAAAAGGAAAUGUAUGGUUCUACUCUCUAUGAUUCCCGGUUGUUUGUCUUUGGGCUUCAAGGAGAGAUUGCAGAGCAGCCCCGCACAGACGUGGCGUUUUAUCCUAGUUACGAUGAAUGUGAAACUGUGGAGAAGAGAAUAGAAGAUUUUAUCGAAUCCCUCUUCAUAGUGUUGGAGUCUAAGCGGCUUGACAGAGCUACCGAUAAGUCUGGAGACAAGAUCCCGCUCCUCUGUGUUCCUUUUGAGAAGAAGGAUUUUGUAGGUCUCGACACAGAUAGUAGACACUAUAAGAAGCGUUGUCAAGGCCGGAUGCGGAAACAUGUUGGUGACUUGUGUUUACAAGCUGGCAUGUUACAAGAUUCCUUGGUGCAUUAUCACAUGGCAGUGGAACUUCUGCGAUCUGUGAAUGACUUUCUGUGGCUUGGAGCUGCUCUUGAGGGGUUAUGCUCAGCAUCAGUCAUCUAUCAUUAUCCAGGUGGUACUGGAGGUAAAGUUGGAUCUCGCAGGGCACAAGGAGGUUCUCUUUCUGCUGAGGCAGGCAACAGGCACAGACCAGGGGCACAAGAAGUUCUCAUUGAUCCAGGUGCGCUGACUUCAAACGGUAUAAAUGCAGAUACCAGUUCUGAGAUAGGACGUGCCAAGAAUUGCCUUAGUCCUGAAGAUAUCAUAGACAAAUACAAAGAAGCCAUUUCUUACUAUGGCAAGUACAAGAAUGCUGGUGUGAUUGAACUGGAAGCCUGUGUGAAGGCAGUGAGAGUCCUUGCAAUACAGAAAAGGAGCAUGGAAGCCUCUGAGUUUCUUCAGAAUGCAGUUUAUAUCAACCUUCGUCAGCUUUCAGAAGAAGAAAAAAUCCAGCGUUACAGCAUUCUUUCUGAGCUCUAUGAACGUAUUGGUUUUCACCGAAAGUCUGCUUUUUUCAAGCGUAUAGCAGCAAUGCAGUGCGCUGCACCUAGCAUCCCAGAGCCUGGGUGGAGGGCCUGCUAUAAACUGCUUUUGGAAACUCUCCCUGGCUAUAGCUUAUCAUUGGAUCCUAAAGAUUUUAGCAAAGGAACUCAUAGAGGAUGGGCUGCAGUACAGAUGCGUUUGCUUCAUGAGCUAGUAUAUGCUUCCAGAAGAAUGGGCAAUCCUGCUCUCUGUGUCAGGCAUCUGUCUUUCCUUCUCCAGACCAUGCUGGAUUUUCUUUCUGAUCAAGAAAAGAAAGAUGUAACACAGAGCUUGGAAAGCUACACGGCAAAAUGCCCUGGUACAAUGGAAUUCAUCACUCUUCCAGAUGGUUUGAAGUUACCUCCUGUUCCAUUCACCAAAUUGCCUAUUGUGAGAUCUGUGAAGCUCUUGAACCUCCCAACCAGUCUCCGACCUCACAAAAUGAAAAGUCUACUUGGCCAGAAUGUGUCAACCAAAAGCCCCUUCAUAUAUUCUCCAAUUAUUGCGCACAGUCGGGGGGAAGAACGAAAUAAGAAAAUAG